CAGGUGGAAGGAUCCGAGGCCGCUAUCCUCCAGUGCAGCGCGGGCAGCCUCUGAUUUGCCAUCCCGUCAUUCCCACCUGCCAACCUGUCUGAUAUGUCGGGACCCGUGCCGAGCAGGGCCAGAGUCUACACGGAUGUGAACACACACAGACCCCGGGAGUACUGGGACUAUGAGUCGCAUGUUGUCGAGUGGGGGAAUCAAGAUGACUACCAGCUAGUUCGGAAAUUAGGCCGAGGCAAAUACAGUGAAGUAUUUGAAGCCAUCAACAUCACAAAUAAUGAAAAAGUAGUUGUUAAAAUUCUCAAGCCUGUUAAAAAGAAGAAAAUCAAGCGUGAAAUUAAGAUCUUAGAGAACUUGCGGGGCGGCCCCAACAUCAUCACCCUUGCAGAUAUAGUAAAAGAUCCUGUGUCUCGGACACCCGCUUUGGUUUUUGAACAUGUAAACAACACAGACUUUAAGCAAUUGUACCAGACAUUAACAGACUAUGAUAUUCGAUUCUACAUGUAUGAGAUUUUGAAGGCUCUAGAUUACUGCCAUAGCAUGGGAAUCAUGCACAGAGAUGUCAAACCUCACAAUGUCAUGAUUGACCACGAGCACAGAAAGCUUAGACUAAUAGACUGGGGUUUGGCUGAAUUCUACCACCCCGGCCAAGAGUACAAUGUCAGAGUGGCUUCCAGAUAUUUCAAAGGACCUGAACUCCUUGUAGAUUAUCAGAUGUAUGAUUACAGUCUGGACAUGUGGAGCUUGGGUUGCAUGUUGGCUAGUAUGAUAUUCCGAAAGGAGCCCUUUUUCCAUGGCCAUGACAACUAUGAUCAGCUGGUGAGGAUAGCCAAGGUGCUGGGAACAGAAGAUCUGUAUGACUACAUUGACAAGUACAACAUUGAGCUGGAUCCACGUUUCAAUGACAUCUUGGGCAGACACUCCCGUAAGCGAUGGGAGCGCUUUGUUCACAGUGAGAACCAGCAUCUGGUGAGUCCAGAAGCUCUGGAUUUCUUAGACAAGCUGUUGCGAUACGAUCACCAGUCACGACUCACAGCGAGAGAAGCCAUGGAACACCCCUACUUCUAUCCCAUCGUGAAAGACCAGGCUCGGAUGGGCUCCUCCAACAUGCCGGGUGGCAGCACUCCCGUCAGCAGUGCGAGUAUGAUGUCAGGGAUUUCCUCAGUGCCAACACCUUCACCCCUGGGACCUCUAGCAGGCUCGCCCGUCAUCUCUGCCACCACCA
Messenger RNA from Nestor notabilis (Kea), 1225 nucleotides. RefSeq names its product casein kinase II subunit alpha. Gene Ontology annotation, molecular function: protein serine/threonine kinase activity; ATP binding. Gene Ontology annotation, biological process: protein phosphorylation. Gene Ontology annotation, cellular component: protein kinase CK2 complex; cytosol; nucleus. The annotation marks the transcript as partial. The record is from RefSeq and is a predicted model, not a curated record. Lineage: Eukaryota; Metazoa; Chordata; Aves; Psittaciformes; Psittacidae. The transcript has 12 exons.